UAGAGGAUGUUUUUCACAGGAGUGUACAGGGCAACAUUUCCAAGUGAGUACUCAUAAACGAAAGAGGAAACGACUGUUGGGGAAAUCCUGCUCCAGGUUUUCAGGCAGCCCGUAUGAUUGACAUAUGAUAUCACUGGAGGCGUGUCCUGGAGUGGAGGUGGAGGUGGAGGCGAAGAGCUGAAAUUCUGCGGAGCCGGAGUGGGAUUGCUCUGUAAGGCACUGAGUGGUUUGCAGAGUGAUAGCUGCAGACAGAACUCCCUGCCCUGGAUAAGGAGCAGCUACAGUCGCUGUAAAUGUGCCUGAAAAGCAAUUUCCAAUCUUUGCGUUAGCAGGCAUUUCGGCCGUGGAAGAGGAGGGUCGGAGGACUGGGAGUGAGCGCUGCCCGGGAGACGCUGACUGCCAGCACCGGAGUUCCCGGGGACGCCGUCCCCCCACUUGCCCGGCGUGCGGGUUCGGGCAAGUGCCUGGAGCUGCGCGGGGGCCAAGGGACUUCGCCCCGCCUCCUCCCCGGAGGAGAACCCCCAAACCUCGCUGCCUCAAAAAGCCGGUAAAAAAAAAAAAAAAAUCCACCCCCUCACCACCCCCCAACCCGCGGAGAGCGGCGGCUCGGCCUCGCAGGCGUGUGCUCCCGCUUGCCUGCGCGGCUCCGUGACGCGCCCGCGGACGCCGGUUCGAGCCCCGUCCCGGGCGCCGCGGAGCCUCGAACGUCCGUGACGUGGAUUUUCACGCGUCAGGAGGCCGCCACUCCCGCCUUUCCCGCGAGGAGCGACUGAAACCCGAGAAGAACUCUGGUCCGAGCACGCACUCUUAUCCCCGCCGCUCCCUCGCUCGCUUUCCGGAGAGACCCGGAGAGCCCUCCCGAAGGGAAUUUUUUUCUGGCUCUCGGAGGGGGCUGCAGGAGAAGAGCCCCGGAGGUGGAUGUUACUGAGCUGCGCGGCACACGCGAGCUGUGAGGAGUCUGCGCCCGGCCGCGCGGAGUCUACGGAGGAUUGUCCCCCGCAGCCGGAAGGGGGCCGCGGGGAGCGCUCCUGCCCGGCGGGGGCGGUGGAGGCCGCGGGCCGACCGGCCGCAGCUCGGGCCAUGCCUCCCCGUUCUCCUCGCCGCGGUUGAUGCGGGGCGUGCACGCAGCCGCCCGCACCGGGACCCGGGCCGGGUUGCACGGCUUUGCCCGCCGCCCCCGCUUCGGCCUAGAGGGCGCAGCUCCACCGCGGUAGCCGGCGCUGUGGCGACGCCGCUCUGCAGCCCCUGCCCCUGGCUCGCUGCGCCCCGGCUCUUUAGGAAUCCGGCUUCUCCUUUAAAGUGUAGACAGCUAUUUAUUUAUAACCCUCCCUGACGUGGGCUUGCUUUUUGGCGCCCGCGUCCGCUCUGAAGGCUCUCCCCGAUUUGUGAGCCUCCCUGGUGUGGCAUACGCCAAAAGGUUUUGGAAAUCCACGGUGAUCCUUAGGAUGUGAUGGGAUUGUCCGAAAAGGAUUUCAGAUGCAUGCCAGGUUUCCACUGAUUGCCAGAAUUCAAGAUCACUACACAUGGAUCCCCAAAAUCAACAUGGCAGUGGCAGUUCUUUAGUUGUGACCCAGCAGCCUGCUUUGGACAACCGUCAGAGAUUAGACUAUGAGAGGGAGAUUCAGCCUGCUGCUAUUUUGUCCUUAGACCAGAUCAAGGCCAUCAGAGGCAGCAAUGAGUACACAGAAGGGCCAUCAGUGGUGAAAAGACCUGCUCUUCGAACAGCACCAAGACAAGAAAAGCAUGAAAGGACUCAUGAAAUCAUACCAAUUAAUGUGAAUAAUCACUAUGAGCAUAGACCUACCAGCCACCUGGGACACGCAGGACUCUCACAUAGUACCAGAGGCCCCAUACUGAGCAGGUCAACCAGCACUGGGAGUGCAGCCAGUUCUGGGAGCAACAGCAGUGCCUCUUCUGAGCAGGGGCUGUUGGGAAGGUCCCCACCAGCCAGACCAGUGUCUGCUCACAGGUCUGAAAGGGCAGUCCGGACCCAGCCCAAGCAGCUGAUUGUGGAUGACUUAAAGGGUUCCUUGAAAGAGGACCUGACACAGCACAAGUUCAUUUGUGAACAGUGUGGGAAGUGCAAGUGCGGAGAAUGCACAGCUCCCAGGACCCUGCCGUCCUGUCUGGCCUGUAACCGGCAGUGCCUUUGCUCUGCUGAGAGCAUGGUGGAGUAUGGAACCUGCAUGUGCUUGGUCAAGGGCAUCUUCUACCACUGCUCCAAUGACGACGAAGGGGAUUCUUACUCGGAUAAUCCUUGCUCCUGUUCACAGUCACACUGCUGCUCUAGGUACCUGUGUAUGGGAGCCAUGUCUCUGUUUUUACCUUGCUUACUCUGUUACCCUCCUGCUAAGGGAUGCCUGAAGCUGUGCAGGGGGUGUUAUGACUGGAUCCAUCGCCCAGGGUGCAGAUGUAAGAACUCCAACACGGUCUAUUGUAAGCUGGAGAGCUGCCCCUCCCGGGGUCAGGGUAAACCAUCAUGAUUUUUGGAGGUGGGUUGGACCUCCUGAACUUCUGGCUUCCAAGCUGUGGCUGUUACGAAAAGAUCCUGUUAGAUACUGGUUUUAUUUUCUUUGCGGUUUUUCCCUGUUUCCCACGUUCUCUCCCCCUCUUCCCAAGGUUUGACUCAUGGAUUUUACUCUUCUCUAAUGGAUGAUCUUCAGUAACAGUGAACUGUGAAACUGCACCUGGCUCCCCCUUAGGACAAGAGCCUCUGCCAUCCACUCGAGAGGAUAUUGAGAGCCAGUGGGCUUUUGUGUAGCCUUUUUGUUUUGCAAGCAACUUUCCAAAGUUGUACACAUGAACAUACCCACACACACACCCAGACUACAGUGAUUUAGAGCUGUUUUUGAUUGGGUACUCUGGGAGCAGGGAAAUUGGUUUUUUAAAGAGGCAACCAUUUAAUUGCUUAAACAAGCUAUGUAUUAAAUCUGUCUCCAAUUAGGGCUCUCUUCAUAGCAUUGGACCCUUAAGUAGCAAGGGGGAUAUGUUUCUGUUAUAACAUUAAAAUUCUCCUUUAACCACUGCCCUCUCCUUGCCCCUCAACGUUCUCUCCCCUCAGUUUUGGCAUUAUCUUACUCUAGAGAUGACAGUUUUGUUUUUUGGGUUUUUUUCCCGUGUAAUUUUAGAUCCGCUUUACAAUGUAAAUCUUCACAUUGGAGAUAUAUUAGUUGUAUCUUGCUCAUCCUCGUUCAAAGCUUUCAUAUUUGUGAAGGACUCAACUCCCUUCCUUCCGUACCCCACGCUUUUCACCAAAUUACUCUUGUCACUGAGGGCACUUGGAUGACUGAAGUUGAUAUUUAUAGCUGAUCGAUCUAUACAUGUCACAGAACUAUGCUGCCUAAAGUGAUCUUGGCUCCUUAAUGGUUUUUGGACCCUUGGUUAGUUAACAGCUGAGUAGUUCUAAUCUUUUCUGUUUUCAUUGCCUUAACCACAAAUUGUGGUGCUUUUUGUAUAUUUUAUGUAUAAAUCACAAAGUUGAAUUCUGACUAUUUUUAAGACAAAAGUCUGUUAAACUUUUUUAUUGUAAAGAAUAUUUAUUAUGCGAAUCUAUUAUUUUAUGAUAUUUAUUGCAAAAACUGUUGAAAUGUACUCAUGUCUGAAUAUAACAAAAUAUCAAUACAUAAUGGAAAAUAAGGUGACACGAAGAAAGUACAUAUGUUAACUAUAAUGCAGAAAAUAUAUUAAUUAAUGAACCUGUCUCUUGAUUUCUUCAUUUAUUAGCCUGUACUGUUGUGGUGAUUUUUGUCAUUUGCUUCGACUCUUUCUUCAUGCAUACCCAUUUUCUUUCUUUCCCUUAACAUACCAAAUCUAGAUGCAAGUGAGCUCAAAUUUUGAACUAGAUGUUUCCUGGAAAAUGCAUUAAUCAAGAUUUUGUAAUCCAAAUUCUGUUUCAACAAAUGCCUAAGUAAAUCACUUUACAGAGUGAAAAAAUUUUUUUUGUAAUUAAUGUUAACAAUUCCUGCCUCUUUUGGCUAUUUUGUAAGCAAGGGGUUUUGUGUAUGUCAUAGUUUCUUGCAAUGGGACGUAUUUGUAAGUUUUAAAAAAUGUUUAUCUUAACUCUCUUGGAUUAGUCAGAAAUUAGUUUUCAUCCGCAAAACUUAAAGGACUUAGUUCUGUAGGCAUGCUAGGAGUCUCUGGCACUGUCACUUUAAUAAAACAUUCUAAAAGUUAAGAGUGCACCAAGGGAAUAGUUAACAUUAUCAAAGAGAUGUUUUAAAAACAUUCCAGUCCUUACCUUUGCAUUUCCUUUCAUAAGUCUCUAAUGUGACCUGAUCAAAUAACAUUUUGUCAUGUUUUAUG
Balaenoptera musculus (blue whale) is the source of this 4302-nucleotide messenger RNA. It is a transcript of the gene SPRY1, whose product is annotated as sprouty RTK signaling antagonist 1. The transcript has 4 exons. The record is from RefSeq and is a predicted model, not a curated record. NCBI's taxonomy places the organism in Eukaryota, Metazoa, Chordata, Mammalia, Artiodactyla, Balaenopteridae. Gene Ontology annotation, biological process: negative regulation of fibroblast growth factor receptor signaling pathway; negative regulation of Ras protein signal transduction; negative regulation of MAP kinase activity. Gene Ontology annotation, cellular component: membrane; cytosol. Bases 1524 to 2483 code for a protein of 319 amino acids.